Motacilla alba alba is the source of this 14471-nucleotide messenger RNA. It is a transcript of the gene PTCH1, whose product is annotated as patched 1. Gene Ontology annotation, biological process: smoothened signaling pathway. The transcript has 23 exons. Gene Ontology annotation, molecular function: hedgehog receptor activity; hedgehog family protein binding; smoothened binding. NCBI's taxonomy places the organism in Eukaryota, Metazoa, Chordata, Aves, Passeriformes, Motacillidae. Gene Ontology annotation, cellular component: plasma membrane. The coding region runs from base 7409 to 11287 and encodes 1292 amino acids. The record is from RefSeq and is a predicted model, not a curated record.
CCGGGGGAUGCCCCCGUUUUCUGUUGCCGUCCCUGCCCGCCCCGCCGGCCGGGUAGAGCUGCCCGGGAGGAGCGGCCGCCGGCUGGGGAGGCGGGCGGCUGUCGGGGCGGGAGGCGGGCACUGAGCUGCGGCGCGCAGCCCCGGGCGGCGCGUACCACUACUCCGCCCGCGGGGGGCCGCGGCGGCCAGACCCUGCACUCGGCGGGGGCCGCCGGGACAGCCCGUCUCCAGCGCCCCGUACCCUCGCCUCUGCCCCGCCUCGCAGUGCGGGCGAGCUGCGGGCGGCGGGUUUCCGCGUCCCCGUCGGCGGCGGGAAGCGGCGGCACUGCCGGGAGGCGCCCCCUCCGCCAUUUUGGGAGUGCGCGCGGCCGCGGCGGGGGAGGGGCGGGCGGCGCGGCAGGGCGGGAGCCUGUGUGUGGUCCUGGGCUUGGACAGCUUUCAGCUGUGGGGAGCGCGGGGCGCAGCGCUGGAAAAAAAAAUAGGAGAGGAGAGAGCGAGGGAAAAAAAGCCCUAAAAAAACCUCAAAACCAAAAAACCCAAAACCACGAAAGAAAGGCAGCCGAGGCGAAGCGGAGCCCAGAGUGGGGCACCCAGCCGGGCGCGCCCCGCGCUGAGAACCAUGGCUCCAGGCUGCCGCGGGUUUGGGUUUAGGUGUAGUCCUUGGUGUUUUUUUUUUUUCUUUCAUUUUUUUUAUUUGUUUGUGGUUUUUUGUUUUGUUUUGUUUUGUUCCCCUUACCCCCCCCCCCCCCCCGCCCCCCUUUUUCUUUUUUCUUGUGGGGGAAAUACUGUUUAUUAAGGAUCACGUUCCCCCGUUAGCUGCUGGGUCAACGUGGAAACAGAGUUCCUUGUCUGCAGCAAUUACUGCUCUAGGUUUAUGUCAAAGUAGCUUGCAGCAGUAUUUGGCUUAUAAAAGUUAAUAUGAGAGGCUGCUCGAAUAAUAAUUUCUAAAUAGCUCUCUGUACGUGUAUGUGUGGAAAAGCUAGGGUUGAGUGCAAACAAAGUCGGUGCCUGUUCUGAAGGUGGUCUGUCCUGCUCGGGUAAUUAGAGCGUAUAGGGUCGGAGUCCAUUCUUGCAAAUGACAGCUGUAUUGGAGUCAGGUUUGGAUUUGCCAGUCCUUUAGUAGGUGUUGUUUUUUUCUGUUGUGGAAAAUAGUGAUCUUUUUUUGAUCCGUGUAGUGUAGUCCCAGAGCCCAAAAUAUGAGAUCUGCUGCCAACAGUUCCGUCUGAGAGACAGAACAAGGCACUGCUGGGUUCCAUCUGUAGGCAGGAUGUGCAGUCAGAGUUUGCACUGGUUGCUAACUACAGUACCUUAAAUACUAAUGAAAAUUACUGCGAAUCUUGUUUUUCUUUGCUGUUAUUUUUUCUUCUAAACACGCUGUGAGGUUGUUGUGGAGAGGUUUCUUUUGUCAGUUUUUGCUCUUAGCUAUUUUGUUUCUUCUUUUCUGUGUUAGAUAGAUUAAUAUGUGAUUGCAACUCCAUCCCACAUGCUUUGCUGACAUUUAUUAUCCUGAUGUUACUGGUACUUGCUUGCUUGGAAUGGUGAUCCUGUUCAAUUAGUGCCUCCUGAUUUUUGUAGUCUUGUAAUACCAAGAAACUACUUGCUGAUGAUGCCUCAGUGACUGGCCUGUCAGUAAAAAUACAAUUCUCAAGUUAAAAAAUAGGAUUUGCAAAAUAGUUGCUAUACUGGUCUCUUCUCAUGUCAUUAUUGUUAUGGGAAAGGAGUGGGGGGAAGUCCCUAGUAUAGAAUCUAGUGGAAAUUGAUCUCUGAGGUUUUUAUGGACAAUUCAUAAUGCAGCUAGUUUGACAGAGUUGACCUAUGUAAUUUCACAUCUACUUAGUUUAGUAUUUUUAUUGAAAAGAAAUUAAAACUCUGCAUUUAGAAACCCUCGCUUUUCAAAACUAACCAGCAAAAACUACCAGAUCAGGGUGAAAUAAAAUAUUCUGGAUUAGAUUUAUUUUCCAGUUUUCCCAUUCUAGCACUGCAUGACUAUUCACAGUAAAGAGCUUGCUAUAAUGUGCUUUCUUGGUAGAGGAUCUGUAAGUGUUCUGCUCAUAACCCACGGUGUUGUACAAUUAAACCUAACAGAUAGCAAUUGCAUAUUAUUGUUGCUAAACUACAAACAGGAGUACAGAUUGAGAGUUUGAGAUGGAACAGAUAGCAUGGAGAAUGCCCUUCUUCCUAUGCAGAAGUGCAAAGCAGCACCAAACCUUUUCUUCUGCACUUACAUGGAGCUGGUCCUAACAGCUUUAAAGUACCUUCCAUAGAGGUUGGUACAGUAAGGGAUUCUUUAGAUCAAGGUUUCUUAGCAAUGAAGUAGUGGCUGAAUUGUACUGUUUAUUAAAACAGCUGUCUCACUUUACCUUUCGUUUACUGAGAGUUUGGAUGAACUUGGCAGUGCUGGCCAAAUAUAGAAUCAUAGAAUUGCUUAAGUUGGAAAAGAUUUGCAAUAUCAUCAAAUCCAGCACCAUUGUGUUCAUCAUUGAACCGUGUCUUUAAACGUCACAUCUAAACACCUUUAAAAUACCUCUAGGGAUGGUAAUUCAGGGGUGGCCUGUUCCAGUGAUUAACAGUCCUUUCUGUGAAGAAAUUUUUUUUCCUAUCCAAUCUAAACCUUUCCUGGAGCAACUUGAGACCAUUACCUCUCAUCCUGUCACUUGUUGCCUACAUCCUCCAUUCAGGAAGCUGUAGAGAGGGAUGAGGUCAUCCCAAGGGUGCACUUCUCCAGGCUAAAUUACCCCAGCUCCCUCAGCCGCUCCUCCCAGGACUUGUGCUCCAUUGCCCUUCUCUGGAAUUGCUCCAGCCCCUCAAUGUCUUUCUUGUUGCAAGGGGCCCAAAAUUGAACAUAGAAUUCGAGGUCUGGCCUCACCAGUGCUGAGUACAGGGGUACAGUCACUGCCCUGGUCCUGCUGGCCACACUAUUGCUGAUACAGGGCAGGAUGCCAUUGGCCUUCUUGGCCACCUGGGCACAGCUGGCUCAUGCUCAGCACCCCCAGGUGCUUUUUCUGGGGUGGCUUUCCAGCCACUCUUCCCCAAGCCUGUAGUCCUGCAUGGAGCUGUUGUAACUCAAGGACAGGACCUGGCACUUCAUGUUGUAGAACAUGGUAUCAACCUCAUACCAUUGGCCUUGACCCAUCAAUCCAGCCUGUCCAGGUCCCUCUGCAGAGCUUUCCUGUCCUCCUGCUGAUCAACACUCCCACCCAGCUUGGUGAUAUCUGGGAACUGACUGGGGGAGCAUUUGAACUGCUCAUCCAAAUAAUUGAUAAAGAUAUUAAAUAAUUGAUAAAGAUAUUAAACAGGACUUGUCCCAUCACUGAGCCCUGGGGAACCCCUCCAGUGUCUGGCCACCGACUGGAUGUAACUCUCUGGGCCCUGCCAUCCAGCCAGUUUUUAAUCCAGCAGACAGUGCACCUGUCCAAACCAUGAGCAGCUAGUAUCACCAGGACAAUGCUGUAGGAAAUAGUGUUAAAGGCAUUAUUAAAGUUCAGGUAGACAAUAUCCAUAGCCUUUCCCUCAUCCACUAAGUUGUAGAAGAAGAUAAGAUUGGUCAAGCAGCAUAUGCCUUUCCCAACUGCAUUCCAGCUAGGCCUGAUCCCUGUACUGUCAGAUCCCAUGUGCUGUACAGAUUCAUAGGUUACUUGAAAUAUACUUCAAGUAACAGUUUUCAUUUGCUACUGAAACUUUUUACAGUUAUUAUUGCUGAAUAAAUUGGCAGUAUUUAAAGAGACAAAUUUGAUAUGGUCUGUCUCUGAAUACCAUGGAACAUAAUACAGCACUGAAGUUUGCUGGAAGUAAAUGGUUGCUUUAAAACCAUAACAGAAUUAAUCAACAAACAGUGAAGUGAACUCUGAAUGAGUUUUAAGACCAUGCACCUUCCAAGUUAAAUGAUUAGUAGUCUGAACCUGCAGCUGUUAUGGUUGAAAUAUUUAUGUGAGUUUAGAAGCUCACCUGGUAGGCAAACUUUCCAGGAGAGAUCUUCAAAACAUCAGAUUUCUUUCAGAUUUCCUGCAGCAGUCUUCCUCCUUCAGAAUUUAUGCUAGGAUUCUUGGCCUUCUCUGAACCUCCUGAUACCAAAGUGGCUUUCCUCUCAGCUUGUUUCUUGGCACUAAGUGUGGUAGCUUUGGUGUUUUGGGUUUUCUUUUAAAUGUAGUCCUCUUCUGGUUGCUGUUCAGAAUACUUCAGUUAUUACUCUGUGUACCACAGUGGCUCCAUCUAUGUUGCUGUCUUGUAGACUUGCCCUUAGUCAUCUUUGCCUGUACAGGACAUACACCUGUAUCUUUUCAGCAUAUGAACAGAUCUAUCAUCCCCAUGUGCACAUCUUGCUGCUGGUGGCAGAGGGAAGGGGUUCUCUGCCAGGGCAGACAAAUUCUGGACUGGCAUUUUAAUGGCUGUUCGGUUAUUCAGCUUGAGUUGAACUGCUGUAUGUGAGUGUCCAUGAAUUCUGGAGUUGUGGAGACUGUUCAGCAUUUUUAUACAUUGUACACACAGUGAGAGAAAGAAAAGCUUUGCAUUGAUUUCCUCCGUGACUGAAUUUUGUUGGACACUGAUGUGCUUAUCCAUUCAUAGCUUGAGAGUGCUCUGGAUGGAAAAGAAAUCAUGGUCAUAACUGGAUAUGUUUAUUUGCUACCACUCUAAAUAGGCAGUCUAAGACCCAGUGUGUCGGCAGCAGUCACACAUGUAAAUUCACAGCCUCUGCUGCUGAAAGAAGGUAGUUUUUUGGCUCCAGAGGAGGUUCUGUUAAAUGAAGCUUGAAAUUUAGCUACUGCAAUGCCUUAAAUUAUGUUAAUUGGACCAGCUUAUAAUGGGGGAGAUGGUAUGGUCUUCUGCUUUGGUAUUUCAUUUCAUGUCAUCAUUGUCUUGGGAUGUUUUUCUCCUCACUUUUUUUCAUUAGCUUUCUUCCUUAAGUGGUCAAAGAUCAUGCUGUUCUUCCCUUCCUUUUUUGCUUUCUUCACUUUUUGCAUUAGCUGAAGCUCAGUCAAACUAUUCCCUCCUUAAGUAGCCCUCUUCACAAAGCUUUGUGGCGCUUUGUGAGCUUGAACUGAGCUCUAACAUGCAGAGCUUCUUCUUUAAGCCGGUUUGAAGGAAGAGGGUGGAUGAUACAAAUAAGUAGGACAUCUUACAGAGAAUGCUUCAGAAGCUGCAUACUUCAGUUCAGGUAUGUGGAAUAAAGUGAGUGUGUUCAUAUUGUAAGUGAAUUAGGAUUGAGUGUCUAUGACAGAAACACUUUGUAAGUCAAGAUUUGGGCUAUGUGUAGUAUUAUUUCCUUUUUCUCUUAAGGGACAAAAAUCAGGUUGCUGUAUUGUACUUAUGGCUAACCCUUCUUAAAAUAUGUUAAUCUAUCCAUGCAACUUAAGAAUGAGGUGAAAACGAAGAAAGUGUGUGAAUGAUGCAGGAACCAGUAUUAUUUCCGUAGAUUCUCAGUUUUCUUAACCCAGCAAGAUUAAGUGCAGGUGGAGAGAAAAGUUGUUCUUAAGUUCUGCCUAAAGGCACUGGUUAACUUUACACUAGUAUUCUUUGGAGAAACAAAAAAUAAUAGUAAUGUAACAUAUCUGCAUGAAUUUGUUUUUUAAGGAGACAAAUUUAUGUAAAUGGGCUGAAGUAACAUGCUUGGUUUGAGUACAGUUAGCAAGACUUGACACAAUCAAGUAAAAUUCCUUUCUCCCACAAACAUAUGCCUUUGAGGACAGCAGCAGGGGAGUACUGUUUUAGAUGUGCAUGCUCCUGUAUGACGACAUUGGCAUGGUAUAGAAGAAGUUACAGAAGUUACUCUGCUCUUCAGGUUGUUGGCAGGCUCUGUGGCAGUCAAGACAUUGUCUCUGAUCACAUCACCAAAUUCAUCAGUUUCCUGUGAAUCAGGUGACUUAAGAGCUUACUUAUCCUCGAAUGCUGUCUUACACUGUGUUGCAUUUCUCAGCGCACAUUGAAAGUUCAUUGGAAGGUGUUCAUCUGGAAAAUUUCCAAGCCACUAUUUUGUCUGGCUUCAGUAUGAUUAUUUAUUACAUCUCUUUUUUUCCACAUGAUAGCUGAAGGAUGGACAUCUGAGCAACAUGUUUAUUUAAAUGUUUACUGGUGAAGCACAAAAGUAUUUCAGUCCAUGCUACUGUUUUGUAAAGGAACAUAAAAUUCUAAUAUUUACAUGAUAUUUGUGGAUAAAAAUAUCAGGGCAGUGGGUGCUAUGUUCCUUUGAAUUUGAACUCCCUCUGCUUCUGUGUACUGCAAGUUGUUAGGUAAAGAUGUUUAAAAGUUUUACUUAUAUGUAUAUUUAAUUGAUUGUCAUCUUUCAAGAGCCUGCUAUUAAAUUCAAAAUCACUGGAGACCUCUGUUAAGUUCCAUCUUGACAGGCAUCCAUGUCAUUGCUCGGAGUUGGUGCUCCUUGAUGAAAAGCUUGUAGAUGAAAAAAAUCCCUGCAAGUUCAGUACAUAAAAUUCUUCUCUUGUCUGUAAGAGUUUUAAUAAAGGUAUUGUCUGUGACCAUUCUUUGGUCAUUAAAAAUGUAGAGGGUGAAAUCCCAAAUUGACUGAAUGUGGUGGCAGAACUUGGGAUGACUUUGGUGUCACCAGGCCCUAUCCAUGUACAAAGCCAGAGCAGACUAACAGUGUGCCCAUGUCUUAGCCUCUUCAGGGAAGGGAAAGAGAAGCUCCUCCUGUAGAAUUGGCACCCCUCUAAGCUGUAAGUGCAUUGUUGCAUGGUUCCUUCUGACUUUCGGACUUCAGAAGCAUUUAAUUUACUCAAGGCUGUAGAAAAUUAAUCUUCAUUGUUAUUUCCAAACUUAACACUGUUGCCAAUGCCCUGCUAGAAUGUGCCCUACAGAUCAUUGUUUGGAAGGAUCUGUUUUUUUCUCUGUUGGAAUGUGUAUUUAAACAGGGCAGCGCCUGGGCUGUGCCAUUGUCCUCCUGAGCUUUUGAGUGUCAUCUUGUGCUCUGGGGAUUUUGCUGCCUAUGAACAGGGUUUGAAGGCAUUUCUGUAGCUCUGGAGAGCUUGCGGAUUUUGGUAGAGAAGUCCUGGUGUGAAAUAGAAUAGUUGAAAGCAACAUUGCUUUAUUGCUGUUCCCCAUGCUGCUGUUGCUGAGCAGGAAUGGGGAAGCGUAGGUAAGCAAAAGACCUAACUCAGCUGUCGGGCUGGCUGCUACUGGAGUUGGUGGUGCUAUGUGGAUGUGGUGUUGAGCGGUUUGGGCCCUACUCACUACCAGCCCUUACCACCUGCUAAGUGGCCUGCUUUUAUGUUUAUUUGCUUGUUUUUGUACAGAACUGGCCUUCCUUCCUCAUUAUUCAUCAGCAGCCAGUGGGUUCAGAAAAGAAUGAACUCUAAAAGCCAUGGGUGCUCAAGCUUUCUUUCAGCAUAGAAUGCAUUAAGUUGGUGGACGAGUGAGUCAGGAGUUAAAUUACACAAGGCAGAAGAUUGGAGAAGAGGCCAUGUUCAACCCCCAGCUCAUGAUCCAGACUCCACAGGAAGAUGGUGCUAAUGUACUAACAACAGAAGCUCUCCGACAGCACCUUGAGUCUGCGCUUCAGGCCAGCAGAGUACAUGUCUAUAUGUACAACAGACAGUGGAAAUUGGAACAUUUGUGUUACAAAUCAGGAGAACUCAUCACAGAAGCAGGUUACAUGGACCAGAUCAUAGAACAUCUUUAUCCUUGCUUAAUUAUCACUCCUUUGGACUGCUUCUGGGAGGGAGCAAAGCUACAGUCAGGAACUGCCUAUCUAUUAGGGAAGCCUCCUUUGCAGUGGAUCAACUUUGACCCCUUAGAAUUCUUGGAAGAGUUAAAGAAAAUAAACUACCAAGUGGAGAGCUGGGAAGAAAUGCUGAAUAAAGCGGAGGUUGGUCAUGGUUAUAUGGAUCGACCCUGCCUGAAUCCUGCUGAUCCUGAUUGCCCAAUCACAGCUCCCAAUAAAAAUUCCACCAAACCUCUUGAUGUAGCCCUUGUUUUGAGUGGUGGAUGCUAUGGACUAUCAAGAAAAUACAUGCAUUGGCAGGAGGAGCUGAUUAUAGGUGGUACAGUCAAGAACAGUUCUGGUAAACUUGUCAGUGCCCAGGCUUUGCAAACCAUGUUUCAGUUAAUGACCCCUAAGCAAAUGUAUGAGCAUUUCAAGGGGUAUGAAUAUGUUUCACAUAUCAACUGGAACGAGGACAAGGCAGCGGCAAUUCUGGAAGCCUGGCAGAGGAUGUAUGUUGAGGUUGUUCAUCAAAGUGUUGCACAAAACUCUACUCAGAAGGUGCUUUCCUUCACUACGACCACCCUAGAUGACAUCUUGAAGUCAUUUUCUGAUGUCAGUGCUAUCCGAGUAGCUAGUGGCUACUUACUAAUGCUUGCCUAUGCCUGUUUAACGAUGCUGCGGUGGGACUGUGCCAAGUCUCAGGGUGCUGUGGGGCUGGCAGGAGUCUUGUUGGUUGCACUCUCUGUGGCUGCAGGAUUGGGCCUGUGCUCGUUGAUUGGAAUUUCCUUUAAUGCUGCCACAACUCAGGUUUUGCCUUUUCUUGCUCUUGGAGUUGGUGUAGAUGAUGUUUUCCUUCUGGCACAUGCAUUUAGUGAAACAGGACAGAAUAAGAGAAUUCCAUUUGAGGACAGAACAGGUGAAUGUCUGAAGCGAACAGGAGCAAGUGUAGCCCUUACAUCUAUCAGCAAUGUUACUGCUUUCUUUAUGGCUGCCUUAAUUCCAAUUCCGGCUUUAAGAGCAUUUUCACUCCAAGCAGCAGUUGUGGUGGUGUUCAAUUUUGCUAUGGUUCUGCUGAUUUUCCCUGCUAUCCUGAGCAUGGACCUUUAUCGUCGGGAAGACAGGAGACUGGACAUAUUUUGCUGUUUUACAAGCCCGUGUGUCACUAGAGUGAUUCAGGUUGAGCCUCAAGCGUAUGUGGAAAAUGACAAUACUUGCUACAGUCCUCCACCCCCAUACAGCAGCCACAGUUUUGCACACGAAACUCAGAUUACAAUGCAGUCCACAGUGCAGCUGCGCACAGAAUAUGAUCCUCACACACAGGUGUACUACACCACAGCAGAGCCUCGCUCAGAAAUAUCUGUGCAGCCAGUGACAGUGACACAAGAUAACCUGAGCUGCCAGAGCCCAGAAAGCACAAGCUCGACGAGGGAUUUACUUUCCCAAUUUUCAGACCCCACUAUACAUUGCCUUGAGCAACCCUGUUCGAAGUGGACACUCUCAUCCUUUGCAGAAAAGCAUUAUGCUCCAUUUCUCCUAAAACCAAAAGCUAAGAUUGUGGUUAUUUUUCUUUUUCUGGGUUUACUUGGGCUCAGCCUUUAUGGAACUACCCGGGUAAGAGACGGGCUAGAUCUCACAGACAUCGUACCACGGGAAACACGGGAAUAUGACUUUAUCGCUGCACAGUUCAAGUACUUUUCCUUCUACAACAUGUAUAUUGUGACGCAGAAAGCAGACUAUCCCAAUGUCCAGCAGUUACUUUAUGAACUUCACAGAAGUUUCAGUAAUGUGGCAUAUGUUUUGUUGGAAGAGGAUAGGCAGCUCCCCAAAAUGUGGUUGCACUACUUUCGAGACUGGCUGCAAGGACUUCAGGAUGCAUUUGACAGUGACUGGGAAACUGGGAAGAUCACUUACAACAGCUAUAAAAAUGGUUCUGAUGAUGCUGUUUUGGCUUACAAACUCUUGGUACAAACAGGCAACCAUGCAAAGCCCAUUGACAUCAGCCAGUUGACUAAACAGCGUCUGGUGGAUGCGGAUGGAAUCAUUAACCCGAAUGCUUUCUACAUCUACCUGACAGCCUGGGUUAGCAAUGACCCUGUGGCAUAUGCUGCCUCACAAGCCAACAUCCGCCCGCACCGCCCAGAGUGGGUCCAUGACAAAGCAGAUUACAUGCCAGAAACACGGCUGAGGAUUCCAGCAGCCGAGCCCAUAGAAUAUGCUCAGUUUCCUUUCUACCUCAAUGGAUUGCGUGAAACUUCUGACUUUGUGGAGGCUAUCGAGAAAGUGAGAGCUAUCUGUAAUAACUACACCAGCUUGGGGAUCUCCAGCUACCCUAAUGGUUACCCAUUUCUCUUCUGGGAGCAGUACAUUGGACUUCGUCACUGGCUCCUCUUAUCCAUUAGUGUGGUUUUGGCUUGCACGUUUCUGGUGUGUGCCCUCUUCCUCCUAAACCCCUGGACAGCUGGGAUCAUUGUGGUGGUGCUGGCUCUGAUGACUGUGGAGCUGUUUGGCAUGAUGGGUCUAAUUGGAAUAAAGCUGAGUGCAGUGCCUGUGGUUAUCCUGAUUGCUUCUGUUGGCAUUGGUGUGGAAUUCACUGUUCAUGUUGCUUUGGCGUUUUUAACUGCCAUAGGAGACAGGAACCAUAGGGCUGUCCUUGCAUUGGAACACAUGUUUGCACCCGUGCUGGAUGGGGCCGUGUCCACACUGCUUGGGGUGUUAAUGCUUGCAGGAUCAGAGUUUGAUUUUAUUGUCAGGUAUUUCUUUGCUGUUUUGGCAAUCCUAACCAUUCUGGGAGUUCUCAAUGGAUUGGUGCUGCUUCCUGUUCUUCUCUCGUUCUUUGGACCAUACCCGGAGGUUUCUCCAGCCAAUGGACAGGACAGAUUGCCCACACCAUCUCCUGAGCCACCGCCCGGUACUGUGAGGUUUGCACUGCCACCUGGCCACACAAAUAAUGCUUCAGAUUCCUCUGAUUCUGAGUACAGCUCUCAAACCACAGUGUCUGGCAUCAGUGAAGAGCUGCAUCAGUACGAGGCCACGCGAGGUCCUGGGGCACCAGUCCAUCAAGUAAUAGUGGAAGCCACUGAGAAUCCUCUCUUUGCAAGAUCCACUGUGGUUCAGCCGGAAGCGAGGCAUCAGCUGAGCCCUCGGCUGCAGCCGAAUCCAGAGCCCAGCAUGCAGCAGCCGUGGCAUCAGGGCAGACAGCCCAAAAGGGAAGCGAGGGAAGGGCCACGACCACCUCCUUACCGCCCUCGGAGGGACGCUUUUGAAAUUUCUACUGAGGGGCACUCGGGACCCAGCAGCGGCAGGGAUCGCUUGGGCCACAAGGCUCGUUCCCACAGUGUGAGAAGCCCGGCGUUUGGGGCCGCAGGUGCCACAGGAGCAGCCUACUGCCAGCCUAUCACUACUGUGACUGCCUCAGCCUCAGUCACUGUUGCUGUCCAUCCUGCCCUGCACAGCCACAGUCCUCGGGGAGCGAGCUUUCCAUCCUACGAGGGACACCAUGAAGCCGGCCAUGCCCCAUUUGAGGACCCCCACGUGCCUUUUAAUGUACGGUGUGAAAGAAGAAAUUCUAAAGUGGAAGUUAUAGAACUGCAAGAUGUUGAAUGUGAGGAAAGGAUACCUGGCAACAGCUCACAAUAAGGGUAAUAACUGAAGAAAAGAAGAGGCCAAAGAUGGAAAACUGAAUUCCAGAACUGCUUGAAGAGAAGAACUGCUUGAAGUUGUAGAAAAGGACAUGCUGCAUCAGGACAACAGUUCACUGUUACUGUAACCUAUUGUAUUAUUUUGUUAAAUAUUUCUUUUAAGUAUUUAAAAGAUGUACACAUAUGUAAUAUACAAAGGAAUGAUGUAAAGUAGUAUAGUCUGGAGUAAUUUGCCUUUGGGCAAUAGAAUGGGGACAAUAUUGUGUGCUCUUUGUACUUUUUGUACAUUGAUAUCUGUGCCACAACUAAGCUUAAUCUAGUUCUAAAUUUCAGCAUAAGUUGCUGCUGCUUAAAUAUUUUAUAAUUUACUUGUAUAAUUCUAUGCAAAUAUUGCUUAUGUAAUAGGAUUUUUUAAAGGUACAUGUCUGUUUAAAAUAUUUUAAAUUUGUGUAUCACAACCCUGUGGUAGUAUGAAAUGUUACUGUUAACUUUCAAACACGCUAUGCGUGGUAAUUUUUAAAAUAAGCAAAUAUGAAGAAAAGCAAGUUAAUCUGGGAAGCUUAAAUAGACUUAGCUAUGUGCAGGUUUUGUUUUGCUGUAUGUGUCCCAAGUGUGCAUCUGGAAAUAUGCUUUUGUGUGUAUGUUCCUGGUGUACUCUAGUUUCUCUUUUACUGUAUGUUAACACUUGGUGGGCUUACAAACCCACCGAUGCUGAUGUGAGUCUGGCUUUCCCUGUUAGUAGGCACUAGUGAAAACUCUGUUGUUGUUUACCAAUAUAUACAACUAUAGACUGCCAUCAUCAAAGGCCCAACUAAAAUACUAGGGAAGACAGGGAGUUGAGGUUUAGAAUUAUGUUUCUCCCAAACCCUUAAUUACUUGCUUCACGUGACUUUAGUCAAGUCACUUAUCUGCCCCAUGCCUCAGUUUUUCAUUUUGUAAAAUGGUUAUUACACUUACCUACCUCCCAGGAAUGUUGUGAGGCUUAAUUACAGUUCAUGUAGUGAUUUGAGGGUUUUUUUUUUUCCCUUGCAAAAUAUACCAGGUAAGUGCAAGCACUAUAACCAUUAUUUUUUCAUUUCCAAAGGUGCUGGAUAUUGAUAGGUGCUGGUGGUUAUAGAAAUACAAUGAGCAUCUGCCUUAUUUUGAUACUGUUAAUUUUGAAUGGCAUUAGAAGCUGGAUAAUGGAUUGUCUGAUGGUGAGCCACAGCUUAGCUGAGCCAUUACAGCAUUGAAAGCAGUAUCUUUAGUCACCUUAUUUUCAUGGCAGAAAGGAGUUAAUAGUAAGUAAUAAAAAUCAAAUGGAAGGAUUAAAAAAAAACGUAUAUUCACUUUUAAAUAUAAAUGGCUUUCUGGUGGGCCAGGAUGGUAAUGACACUUAAGGCCUGGGUAGUUAUUUUCUUUAUUGUUUGUGUUUUCCCAUGCUGCAUUGGCACUUUUAAUUAUAACAGCUAAACUGGGAUCUCUUUGCGAAACUAAUUUAGCUUUUUGUACUAUUAUUUUUAAACUAAAAGGGGAUUGCUGCAGGUGAAGGGUCUGGAAAAACACUACAAUCUGUGUUCCAGUUGGAAACAAACUGUAGGAACAAAGAACUUUAUUUUAAAAUAAUGCAACACAAGUUUUCAUUAUCUCUGUCUUCUUCAUCUUUUUUUCUGCCCUUCACCAAGCUGUUUUUUAGAGAAGGUAGAUGUUCAGUUUUGUAUUCAGAGCCAAACACAACCAAUAUUCAGUUUCUAAACACAGCAGUGGUGGGGCUUUUCUUUAUGUAUACCUGAACAGCAGUGGCCAAUUCUUUGAUGGGAAAGUGUUUUUCUCCAGUGGCUUCAGGGAGUCUAUCUUUGCCUACAGACCUUGCCAGCAAAACGAAUGGGGAUAAUUAGAAUGCACAAAUUUCCAUGCCUUUUUUGCUCACUUGAAAACACUUUGAUAUGAGGCACUUGUUUACAGAUCUCCAAUGUGAACGCUCGAAGAGCAGGUGGUGAGAGCCUGGUGUCAUUCCCGUGAUACAUAAGCUACUGUUUCAGUGCACACCAAGGGUUAAUGUUGCAACUGCCAACUGGUCCAGUUCACUGUCUAACACAAAAACUCUUGGUGACAAAAAGAUGAGGGGCCUCAAUUUAGCACUAGCAGCAUAGUGACCUCAGAUCAUACAAACUCUGCAACAAAACUGUAUGAUACUAAUUGGAAGCCGCCUUCAACUACCAAGCUUGUGCGCUCACAAGUCAGAGACUGGCAGGGCUCCCACUGGCACUACUCUGUGUCGCAGGCUGCCUUGCUUCCUGCUCUUCCUUGGGAGGGAAGGGCCCAGGGCAAGUUGCAGCGUCUCCCACCUGCCCCUGCCCAAGUCUUCCUGCGUGCUUGUAUGUGGGUGAGCUGUCUGCUGCUUUGUGCACAAUGUAGACCUUCUUCUUCGAUAGUCACAUUGGCAAGGGGAGGACUCAGUGGCUGGCAACAUUUGUUUUGUUUUGGUUUUGUUUCUUAACUUUUUUAAUCAUGGGUGAUAUUUAUAUUUUUGUAUCAUAAGAAUGUUUUUCUUACAGUAUUUGUCAUGCCAGUUUAUAACAAACAAAAUGCAGGGAUUUUAUUUCUAUUAGAAACACUAUUACAGUUAUGUUUUUACUGUUUAAUGGAUUUUUAUUUGUAUAGAGUGCUUACUAAUGUUAAAUAGGAAAGAGUAUAUAACAUUUACAUUAUGGACUUGUUGUAGCUUUUAGUGUAAGGAGUUAAAAGGAAAAAAAUAUUCAAACUGGGUCUCAUUGCCUGCCUGUUUGGUAGGAGUGGGUUUGUGUCAUUUCAGUUACAAAGAUAAAAUUAUGCCAUAUAAUUUAUUUAUAUGAAAAUUUAUUUUUGUAGUGUACAUAGUAGCCAUCAAGUCUUUUGACAGAAGUAUAUUUUUAAAGAGUUUAUAUGUAAUGAUGAUACCAUUAUGUUUUGGAACACUGCUGAGAUACAAUUACAGUGCACACUUUUCCUUGUAAACCCCCUGGAGAAAAGAAAGUGUUUAACAGUGUUAAGAGAGAAAGAGAGCAUGAAUAUUCAUACAAUUCUGAACUGUUUUAGUUACCAUUUGUGAUCUAGCGUGGUUCUCAUUUUAAGCUUUGAAUGGAAAUUGUACAAACUCUCUAAAUAUUAAUGUUCAAACACUGAUAGAAAUUCUAACAUGAAUAAAAAAAUAUUAUAACUUA